UUGACAAGCAAACAGAAAAAAAAUUAAAUACAGAAUAUACCGAAAAUAUUUUCUAUAGACAAGUUUUAUAUUUUUGAAGACGUACCAGGUGUGAACAUAAUAUAUCCAGCUAAAGAAAAGGUAGAAAAAUGCCACGUCUCAAGCCAACAACGAAAAUAGAUGUUAUCGGUAACUUGGAUUUGAGUCCUGAAAAGGCGGUUGGCGAUUACAUCGAAUCAAAGCAGCAGGAAGCUUAUUUCGUUAAACCACCGAAUUGGGACUCCGCUGGCGACUCUAUUGAGCUGCUUUACAUACGCAAUGAGCGAGAACAUGCCGCCAUGUUGCGCCUGCAAGAUGAAAUGCUGGAGAAUUCUAAACGUCAAGCGGCUAGUAAUGCCAGCCGUAUACGCAAACUUUACAAGAUACAUGCACAUUUGCGUAAGCGCUUCAUAGAAGUGAAUAAUUUCAUCAAAGAUUGCGAGGAUAAGAAGCGUGUUGCUGAUAAGAAAGUCACUGAAGAAACGGCUUUACACACGGAGUUGGCAGAGAAUAUUGAGAGAUUCAAGCGCGCUAUUUAUGAAUUGGCCGAGUUUCGUGAGGUAUUGAAGGCGACUGUAGACGAAUUGGAGCCAUACGAGACGGUCAUACAAGAGGUUGUGGAGAAGUCCGACAUCUUUGAUUCGGUGAAGGAUUGCAUGGAUCGCUGCGAUGCCUUGAUGUUAGCCCAAGUCGAAAUAUCGCGUUUGGAGCAGGAAAAAUUUCUGGAAAUAGAAGAGAUGCGUAAACGCAUGGUAAAAGUGACAAACGAAGCGGCGCUUACGGUGUUGGGGCUGAAAAACGACUUAGCUGAACUGGAACGAUCCUACAACAAAGCGCGCAGUGAGUGCUUACGCUGGGAGCGCAUUCUGGCAAAUGCCAAGGAUUGUGUGGCAACAAACGAGCUGAAUAAAGAUCGUGCAUUGGAUGGCAUACGUGAUAUUUAUAGAAUGCUGCGACGUAGACAAGGUCGUGAUCCAGUUUUUCAACGCCAUGAAGUCGAAAAAGAGUUGGAUUUUAUAAAAGACGAAAUAGAAUUGCUCAAUGAAGUUGUAAAAGAAUGCAGUAAGACGCGUGCUGGCACAAAACGUGAAUUUGUCGAGAGGGUAGAAGGCAAAUGUUAAAGCGAUUAAAAAAAAUAAUAUAGAACAAAAAAAAUCAAAAAAGAAUACAAUAAAAAAAAA
Ceratitis capitata (Mediterranean fruit fly) is the source of this 1199-nucleotide messenger RNA. Its product is annotated as kinetochore protein Nuf2. The record is from RefSeq and is a predicted model, not a curated record. NCBI's taxonomy places the organism in Eukaryota, Metazoa, Arthropoda, Insecta, Diptera, Tephritidae. The transcript has 4 exons. The coding region runs from base 129 to 1139 and encodes 336 amino acids.